Endocarpon pusillum Z07020 is the source of this 801-nucleotide messenger RNA. RefSeq names its product Spermidine synthase. Gene Ontology annotation, molecular function: spermidine synthase activity. The record is from RefSeq and is a predicted model, not a curated record. The coding region runs from base 1 to 801 and encodes 266 amino acids. The transcript has 3 exons. Gene Ontology annotation, cellular component: cytosol. Gene Ontology annotation, biological process: spermidine biosynthetic process. NCBI's taxonomy places the organism in Eukaryota, Fungi, Ascomycota, Eurotiomycetes, Verrucariales, Verrucariaceae.
AUGACCCUCAAAGUUAACCAUGUGUUGCACCACGAGAAGUCCAAAUACCAAGACAUCCUGAUCUUUGAGUCCAGCGAUCAUGGCAUCGUCCUUGUCCUUGAUAACGCCAUCCAAUGUACGGAGAGCGAUGAGUUUGCUUAUCACGAGAUGAUCACUCACUUGGCCAUGAACUCUCAUUCGAAUCCGAAAAAGGUUCUCGUCAUCGGAGGCGGCGAUGGAGGCGUCUUGCGUGAAAUUGUCAAACAUUCAUCCGUGGAAAGCGCAGUGCUAUGCGAUAUCGACGAGGCCGUGAUCCGUCUUUCAAAAGAGUACCUGCCGACAACGAGCAUUGGAUUCCAACACCCGAAGGUCAGCGUUCAUCACGCAGACGGGAUGGAGUUUCUCCGCAAUUGCAAGAACGAGUUCGAUGUUAUUAUCUCCGAUGGCACGGAUCCGGAAGGACUGGCGAAAGGUUUCUUUGAGAAUUCAUACUUCGAGCUUCUCAACAAUGCCUUAAGGGAGGGUGGUAUAGUCAUUACACAUACUGAAGACCAAUGGCUUCGUCUCCCCAUGCUCACUCAAUCACGGAAGUUGUGCAUCGAAAUUUUCCCUAGCGUCGAGUAUGGAUAUACGACAAUUCCCACAUACCCCUGCGGUCAAAUUGGAUUCUUGAUCUGCUGCAAGGAAGAGAAUCGCAAUCUAAAAGAACCGGUACGCUCGUGGGACGAGGAAACGGAAGAGAGGCUGUGCAGGUACUACAACAAGGCAAUCCACAGCGCGGCGUUCGCGCUACCUGUGUUCAUCAGGAAAGCUCUCUCGUGA